Papaver somniferum (opium poppy) is the source of this 659-nucleotide messenger RNA. RefSeq names its product 60S ribosomal protein L22-3-like. Gene Ontology annotation, biological process: cytoplasmic translation. The transcript has 2 exons. Gene Ontology annotation, cellular component: ribosome. Lineage: Eukaryota; Viridiplantae; Streptophyta; Magnoliopsida; Ranunculales; Papaveraceae. Gene Ontology annotation, molecular function: RNA binding; structural constituent of ribosome. The record is from RefSeq and is a predicted model, not a curated record. The coding region runs from base 73 to 453 and encodes 126 amino acids.
CUCUUCAAAGAAACUGCGUUUUUAGGGUUUUCCUUGUUUACAGAGAGGAAGCCGAAGCAGAGAGAAAAAAAAAUGAGUCAAGUGAAGAAAAUGGCUGCCCAGAAAGGAGGUAAGAAGAAAGGAUCAAGUUUCACAAUUGAUUGUGCAAAACCAGUUGAAGAUAAGAUUAUGGAUAUCGCUUCUUUGGAGAAGUUUUUACAAGAAAGAAUCAAAGUUGGUGGUAAAGCUGGUGCUCUUGGUGAUGAAAUCACUAUUGUUCGUGAUAAGAGCAAGAUUACUGUUAACUCCAACAACCCUUUGUCCAAGAGGUACAUGAAGUAUCUGACCAAGAAAUACUUGAAGAAGCACAAUGUCAGGGAUUGGUUGAGAGUCAUUGCAUCCAGCAAAGACCGUAAUGUGUAUGAAUUGCGAUACUUCAACAUUGCUGAAAACGAAGCUGAGGAAGAGGAUUAGUUUGUUUUACUUGUUAAGUCUUUCUGCUAGUUUUGUAAUAUCUUUACCAGUUUUAGAUUUCAGAGUAGUGCCGUGAAUUGGUGAACACAAGUGUCUUUUUCUUUUUUGGUACCAAAAAGUUUCAAGAAUUAAUGUUCUGGCUUGUUAAAACCUUGCCUUAUGUUUCGUUUGUUCUUAGCAUGUGCAUUAUGCAUGUUUACUUUCUA